This is a messenger RNA of Colletotrichum orchidophilum, 1191 nucleotides long. RefSeq lists its product as uncharacterized. The record is from RefSeq and is a predicted model, not a curated record. The transcript is spliced from 4 exons. Gene Ontology annotation, biological process: late endosome to vacuole transport via multivesicular body sorting pathway. Lineage: Eukaryota; Fungi; Ascomycota; Sordariomycetes; Glomerellales; Glomerellaceae. Gene Ontology annotation, cellular component: multivesicular body. Bases 1 to 1191 code for a protein of 396 amino acids.
AUGGCCGAACCAAUCCCCGACAGCCUGCGACAGGCAGACAUUACGAGAUUUAUCAAUCGCGCAAACCAGCUGCGUCAAUACAAACCCGUAGUGACCUACUGGUGCGAAUACUGGGUGGUCAACCAAAUCCUAGCCAAGGGCCUGCACAAUGUCGACGACGAGAGUCUUUCUUACACAACAAAUCUUAUGGACCGACUUGAGCAGACCAAAACCGAGAACGCCCAAGAAGAGGCCAUCACCGACGACACAGUUGGCCAAGCAUACGUUGAGCAAUUCGCUCAGGAAGCUUUCGACAGAGCAGAGAAGGUUAUGCGCGCGAACCGGGUCACGAGACAAACCGCCGACACAUUUGAUGCUGCUGCGACGUUCCUCCUCCUGGGCAACAUUUGGGGCCCCGUGGACGAGGAGACACUCAAGAAGGUCAAGUUUGCAAAGUGGAACGCUGCUCGAAUACUCAAGGCUAUCAAGGAAGGGAAGGACCCCAACGAUUCGAACCCAAAGCAGGAUGAGCCCGCUGCCGAGGACGCUCUUCCUGCCUUGGAUCCCAAUGACCCCGACGUCCAAGGUCUGACCUCCCCAAAGCCUGCAUCCGUAGAGGAUGACCCGGAGACCGAAUUCUACAAAAAGGCGCCGGCACCAGCAGAGACCUCACCGACCGUCGAGCCUAGUGGGCCUCAACCUGCCCGGUCUAGCGUGCUUGAUCUCCCGUCAGUUCCAUCAGCGAACGACCUCGACCCGCCGCUACCUCAGACGCAGGGCUACUUUGACCCUCCCGAACAAUUCCCACCAUCUCCUUUGAGCCACUCCGGCGUUAAUGACACAUCCACGACAGCAAACGCUCCGUCAGCCCAUUCUCCUUAUGCCGCAUCCUCGACCGGCCCAUCAUUCAGCCCGGCAAACGCUGCGUCGCCGUGGCAGCCACCUCAGAUACCCCCUUCUAAUGCCACCAAAUCACCUCCUCCUCCGGCGCCUCAACAGUUCAAGCCACCGCCGAUUGUACCUCAGCCCAACGGCCCCGUGAUUCCCGCCUCGCACAACUCAUGGACGCCGAGUAGUGCGCCGUCGGAUGACAUGGAUUUGCCCAAGGCACAGAAGCACGCCAAGUGGGCGAUAUCUGCGCUGAACUUUGAGGAUGUGCCGACAGCAGUCAAGGAGCUGCGUAAUGCACUGGCUGCCUUGGGUGCUCAGUAA